Drepanopeziza brunnea f. sp. 'multigermtubi' MB_m1 is the source of this 648-nucleotide messenger RNA. The record is from RefSeq and is a predicted model, not a curated record. Lineage: Eukaryota; Fungi; Ascomycota; Leotiomycetes; Helotiales; Drepanopezizaceae.
AUGGUGCUUGGCCAUGGUGAAGGAAGUUGCUCUCCCGAAGCUCGCUCGAUGCAGCUGAGGAGAAAAGGGGGCGAGGGAAUCGAUACGGAGCAUGGCAUUGGAUCUCCUCAGGAAUACCACGCCAAGUUCUUUGGGGGGUGGAAGGAGCCAGGGAAUAUCAACAUUCCUACUGCUUUGUUGAUUCCCAUCGACUCUCAUGGGAACAAGGCAGUAAGGAGGCGAGUACAAGCCAGGAGGGCCCGAAACGCUCAGAAAAAAGAUGACUUCACUGCUAUGAGUGGUCACCACGAGAAACCCCUUGUCCGAAGAUACUGGAGAUGGCUCCUGCCCGAAAUCAGAGUGGCUAGCCUCUCAAAACAAAAUACUUCUUUCCUCACCAUCAAUACAUUCGCUCUUACACAAACACACACACUCAAACAAACUUUCUUCAAGAAAACCCCCCCAAUCUACAACAUGGCUCAACGCGGAGGACAAUUUUGCAACGUGCAACGUGCCGGUGGGCAGUUCUGCAACGUGCAACGUGCCGGUGGACAAUUCUGCACCGUUCAGCGUGCCGGUGGACAGUUCUGCACCGUCCAGCGUGCCGGUGGACAGUUCUGCACCGUCCAGCGCGCCGGUGGACAGUUCUGCACCGUUCAGCGAUCCUAA